AUGCCCCUGGGAAAGGAGGUCUCAGACUGGCCAGACCAGGGCAUCCCAGAGGCCAGCCCUGCCCUACGUCUUUCGCCAACAGGAAAGACAGCGGCCCUGGUGGCCAGGUGCUCCACUGUCCUGGUGCCUGAGAGCAGAGACCCAGCCUCAGGGGACCCUCGUCUGCCAGAUGCCACAGCCCCACGAAGACCCGCCAGACAGAGGGAGCGCUCCUCAGCGCUCCGAGAGCAGGAGCAGGAGGAAGGAGGCCGCGAGCGGGCCCGGGAUGACCGAGCCUUCAUGUCCAGUCUCCAGUCUGUGGAAGUAGCCGGCACCGAGGAGCGUGGGACUGCACUGCAGGGCACUGAGCUCAGUCCAGGCUGGAGAGGGCCCGCGAGACAGCCACUGAGGGUCACGGAGAGCCAAGGAGGGGAGCCGGAGGUUUUGCAGGGGGAGCCUCGGGAUAGGUCAGCUUUGUGUGUCCAAGGGAGCUGUGCAGCUGAGGCGUGCUCUGUUUUUCUAAUCACCCCUGCUGGGGGGGCUGCGCACUGGGCGGACUGCCCUGGAAGGCAAAGUGCUGGCCUCCUUCCUGUAAGGUCAGGCACGGCGGCCACCAAGAGGCGGCAGAUUUUUAAAAGGCCGCUGAAGGAGGCUUUAUCGAGACUCACUCCCGGCAGAACUCCACCAGACCAACAAAGUGGACAGGACUGGGCGUUCAUCCACACUGACAUCUUUGCCAAGACCCAGAUAGACCCCAGUGCUUUGGUGCAGAGUCUGGAGCUGGACCAGAGGAGCCUCGCCUCCCUCAGGAAAGGUGCUGAGGCAAAGGCCAUUUUGCCCAAGAAGGAGAAGCUGAGGCUGCGUAGGGAGCGAUGGCUGCAGAAAAUCGAAGCCAUAAAGCUGGCAGAGCAGAAGCUCAAGGAGGAGCGGAGACGCAGGGCCACGGCUGUGGUGGGGGACCUGCACCCCCUGAGGGAUGCCCUGCCCGAGCUUCAGGAGCUGGAGGCAGGCAGGCGGCAGCAAACCAGAGGCAGGGUGAGUAGCAAACCCAGGCCAGCCGAGCUCAGCCGGAUGAGUGCAGCCCAGAGACGGCAGCUGCUUGAGGAAGAAAGGACCCGGUUUCAAGAGCUGCUGACCAGCCCAGCCUACAGAGCCAGCCCCCUGCUGGCCAUAGGGCAGCAGCUGGCUCACCAGAUGCAGCUGGAAGGUGGCAGCCAGCUCUGACAAGGGCAGUGGUGUGCUGUGAGCUCUGAGGGACGCACAUAUGGACAGAGGUGCCCAGAGAGAGCUCUCUGCCUCUGACUGUCCCCUGAGCCUAGAUGGACAUCCUCUCCCAGGUCUUUGAAAGCAGUCUUUAAAACAAACGGAGGACUUCAUGGAUUCCUUCCUAUGCGUCACCAGGCCCUUCCCAUGGGUCCACUUCCACUUUGGAAUCUCCUGCAUUUCCUACAGCUGGGCUGACCCUAGGACAGCUGCCCCACCUCCCCUCAGGACAAGCCACACCUCUAGGCUGGGCUCCACGCUCCUAUGGUAGACAUCAGUGGGUUUUCCAGGCCUGCUGGACGUCACCAAGAGGCACCACCUGUGCCCUGCUGCAGCCACAGCACAUCUGGAGAAGGAAUCUCACUGCAGGUGACCCUGAUCACAGGGAAGGCCCAAGGACAGCGCCUGCUUGGUGAGCUCCUCCACAGACACAGCCCACAGGUCCCCGGUGCUGUGCAACCCCGUGGGCUCUCCCUCAGCAGCCGCCCUUCCUCCUACGUGGGCCUCAUUGUCUGUGGGCUGCAAGCUGUGCUCUGUGAACUUGGGCACAGAUGGCCUUGCACAGAGGCUGCCCGUGACAAGAACAGAUGGGCACUGUGGACAGGCCUGUGAGGGUGCACACAGCUCAGCGGAGCUCGGUGGCUGGGUUGCCAGGUUGCUGGUGGCCAUGUCUUUCUCGUGAUAGUUGGUUCAGCCCGAGGUGUCUUCCUGGGGAAGGUGUGUUCAUGAUGUGCUAUUUUAAGAGAAAGCUCCUGGCUUCCUGGUCUUCAAUGCUUUUGUCUAA
Ictidomys tridecemlineatus (thirteen-lined ground squirrel) is the source of this 2026-nucleotide messenger RNA. The record is from RefSeq and is a predicted model, not a curated record. Lineage: Eukaryota; Metazoa; Chordata; Mammalia; Rodentia; Sciuridae.